AGAGUUUCGUCGAUUUGGUAUCGACGUCGCGCCGCAAAACAUUCACAAACGCGAGAGACGAGAGAAUCUGCCUCUGUGUUCAGUUUGGUGUGUUUUGUUGUGUCGUUUGGUGUGCCGGGAAGGAACACUCACCAGUGCUUUUUUCCCUUCUCCUGUGUGUGCUGCAAAUUCAAGAGGACAAACAGAAAAAGCUCCGGCCCACCGAGUGUGUGCCCCAGCGGAAAAGUCAAAAGGACCCAUUUCUUCGCGAACUUUAGUGGCAAGUUCCGUGGUUGCCCCAAAUUGGGUACGACCAAUUGGGGGAAUAAAUAAAGUCAAGUGUGGCCCAAUCGCGACGCCACUUUUUUCUCGUUGUGUGAAAAGUUUGGGUGAGAUUUUUCAUCGUGAUUUACACAGUGAAAUAAAAUUUUCAUCCACAUCUGUGACCGUAGUGAGAGUGAGAGAGAUAAAAGGUGAAUUUUCCAUCCUUCUUCUGUGAUGUUAUUGACAAAGGGAAAAACUAUACACACAUAAAAUGUAUUUUAUGUAAUCGGGAAAAAAAAGUUCGUGUGGAAAGAAAAGAGCAGAAAAGCAGCAUUUUCCAUUGACGGGAAUAUAAGCUUAUAUGUGCUGCUUGUGAGUGUGUGUGCUGCUUUUUUUUUGGAGAAAACUCGCUGGGAAAAUUUUAUCUGGAUGAGGCAACAUCAGCGAGAAUUUAUUUAAUCGAAAAAAAAAGAAAUUAAACAGAAAGAGAAUUUUCGUUUGUGGCAUUCUGGAAAGAAAAGUCACUUUCCACCUUGUGUGGCGAGUGAGCAACGUUGAAGCGGUGUGGUCGGUCAGGGAGGCGGUCGUCAGAGAAUGAGUGGGUGAACUACGGAGCACGAGGGAGCCCUCCCCUAUUGGAGACUGAGACGACAAAAUGUGGCACAUCGUGUAACAAUCCGGCGAUGAAAAAGCCUCCUUGUUGCUUGGUAGGUUCCAAGGGACAGCUGAUGUGGCCGUCCUGGCGUCCCGCUGCUGGCCGGUGUGGUCGAGCUGCUUGUUCCAGAAUCUGGGGCUGCAGCGACUGGAGAAGCGACCAUUGGUCACCUCCGUCAUGUUGUACAAAUUAAAUUUACGAAUGUGAGAUCUUGAGACUCUGGCAGCGGACUUCGCACUCCCCGUAUAUGUUUAUUCCCAUAACUUGGCUUCCCAUAAUCUCCAUGUAUAGCUCUGGAAUGUGCUAAGCGAGCUUACUUGGUGUUGGGAGUGUGAGGAGUUAGGAAGAGUGUCUGUUUAUUUGGGAGGGGUGGUUUUAACAAGUUGUAAAAAAAAAUUGUGCAUAAGUGUAUUGAAACAUUAAGGGGUUAAAGACCGCGUGGCAGGGUGACGCCAACGGAGCCACUGAAUUCUGGGGGGCACAGUGUUUCGGUGUUGCCUACCUUGUCGCGGGGGCUCGGCAGCCCCCGCAACAAGCCCCCCUAGUUCACCCGUUGACGAGGAACAGUUGACUAAUGUGAGUUUGGAGCCGUACACCACUGUUAUACAGCAACGCUUUGCUCCACCGCAGCAAUCACCUCUGCCACAUAUCGAGGAGGAGGAAGAGACACAGGAAUCAUCGCGACAGCAGUCCCAGGAGGACCUAAGUGUCGCGCGUCAGGCAUUUUUCACAAAUAGCACACCUGCAAGGGGUGCCAUUGUCAAAUUCUACGAUCGUUGCGUACCCGACGACUUCACGUCGCCAUCGCCACGUGCUAAGCAUCAACGGAAGCACGCCAAGUCGCGCAAUAGAUCGAUCACAUCUACAACUUCCAGCGACACCGCAUCGAGUGGUGCCAGGAGUGAUCAACCAGCAGCAGGCACCUCAGGGGCUCUGCUGCUACUACCCAAAAUGCAAGCUGAACAGGGUUCCAUCGGGGAUCUGCAGAAGUAUCACAGCCGCUACCUCAAGAAUCGGCGACACACUUUGGCCAACGUUCGUGCUCCACUUCUAGACUGUUUCGAUGUGGAGAAUGGUCAAGGUGCGCGAUCACCCCUGGAGGGUGGAUCGCCAAGUGCAGGACUCGUCCUGCAGAACUUGCCACAGCGACGUGAAUCCUUCCUGUAUAGAUCCGAUUCGGACUUUGAGAUGUCGCCGAAAUCAAUGUCGCGUAAUUCCAGCAUCGCGAGCGAGAGGUUCAAAGAAACAGAGCCGCCCGUUUUAAUGGAAAGAGCUCAUGGCGAAGAUCUGAUAGUGACACCAUUCGCUCAGAUCCUGGCGAGCCUUCGAUCUGUACGGAUUAAUUUUCUCAAUUUAACAAAUGUCAACACUAGCAAAUCAAAACGACAAACGAAUGCUCCAUUGCCGAAACCCUUAAAUCCCGGAGAUGAAUCAUACGUUCGACUGGCGCAUGACACGAUGGAGGAGCUGGACUGGUGCCUGGAUCAAUUGGAAACCAUCCAGACCCAUCGAAGUGUUUCAGAUAUGGCAUCAUUGAAGUUCAAGAGAAUGCUGAACAAAGAGUUGUCACACUUCAGUGAAUCCAGUCGAUCUGGCAAUCAAAUUUCCGAAUACAUCUGUUCGACGUUUUUGGACAAGCAGCAGGAGUUUGAUUUGCCAUCGCUGCGCAUUGAUGAGAAUGAGGUGGCUAAUAUAACGUCAACUUCACAUCCGCGUAGUCGAUCGCCACGCUUCGGUGGGCCGCCAAUGUCACAGAUUUCAGGGGUACGUCGGCCGUUGUCGCACACCAACUCAUUCACGGGUGAGCGUUUACCAACGUUUGGCGUUGAGACGCCGCACGAGACACAGCUAGGCACUCUCCUGGGUGACCUCGAUACCUGGGGCAUCGAUAUCUUCCGCAUUGGCGAUCUCACGUGCAAUCGCCCCCUCACGUGCGUCGCGUACUCCGUGUUCUCCUCACGUGAUCUCCUCAGCGUCUUGAUGAUACCACCGAAAACAUUCAUCGCAUUCAUGGCAACGCUCGAGGAUCACUACGUGAAGGAUAAUCCAUUUCACAACUCACUCCAUGCCGCCGAUGUGACCCAAAGCACAAAUGUCCUUCUCAAUACGCCCGCCCUUGAGAGUGUCUUUACGCCACUCGAGGUGUGUGGUGCCCUCUUCGCCGCCUGCAUCCACGACGUUGAUCAUCCCGGGCUCACCAAUCAAUUUCUCAUCAACAGUAGUUCGGAAUUAGCGAUAAUGUACAAUGAUGAAUCGGUGCUGGAAAAUCAUCAUUUAGCUGUUGCCUUCAAAUUACUUCAAAAUCAAGGAUGUGAUAUCUUCUGUAAUAUUCAAAAAAAACAACGUCAGACGUUGAGGAAAAUGGUGAUUGAUAUAGUGCUGUCGACGGACAUGUCUAAGCACAUGAGUCUGCUGGCGGACCUCAAGACUAUGACGGAAACGAAAAAGGUGGCCGGCAGUGGGGUGUUGCUCUUGGAUAACUACACAGACCGGAUACAGGUGCUGGAAAAUCUGGUUCACUGUGCUGACUUGAGCAAUCCCACAAAGCCACUGCCGCUGUACAAGCGCUGGGUGGGACUCCUUAUGGAGGAAUUCUUCCUACAGGGCGACAAAGAGCGUGCAAAUGGUAUGGACAUCAGUCCAAUGUGUGAUCGACACAAUGCCACAAUUGAAAAGUCCCAGGUGGGCUUUAUUGACUACAUUGUGCACCCACUGUGGGAAACGUGGGGCGACCUCGUGCAUCCCGAUGCCCAGGAUAUCCUCGAUACGCUAGAAGAGAAUCGAGACUACUACCAAAGUAUGAUUCCGCCAUCUCCACCACAAUCUGACGACAAUGAUGGUGAUGAUAAGAUUCGCUUCCAGGUGACUCUUGAAGAGGGCUCUGACAAUGAGGGUGGAGAAGAUGACGAAGAGGAUGAUUCUGGCGGGGGCGGUGGUGGCGGCAGUGGUGUCAAACCAUCCACUAGUCAAAUUUCACCGCAGCACAUUGGGAUGUGACGGAGAGUGGUCGGACUAUGCAGGAAGCUUUCCGAGAAAGCACAAACAUUUUGGCUUAUUAGAUAAACAAAAAAAAAAGAAGAAAAAGAGAAAAGUAAAUUAUGAAAAGUGGAGGACACGCAAUUGAUGUCGGGUAGGGUAUAACAUGUGAUUUUUUCGUGCUAUCCUGAUUUUGGGGACUUUUGCGUAAUCUCUCUAAAUUCCUGAAACAGGACACUUCCACGCCAAAAAAAAAAUGAAAGACAAUUUUACGUGAAAGAAAAAUCACAUCAAUCAGUCGAACACAUACCAAAAAAAAAACUUAUAUUUGUUGCUAAAACUGCUGGUGGAACGUUUCAUCAAUUAAUUCUUUUAUCAACACACAAAUUGUGAAUAAAUAUUUAAUUCUUCUUUACUUUUGGGAAGGAAUAUCGUCAUAUAUUUAUUCACGAAUCAUCCUAGAAAACGCUUUCUUACAAAAAAAAAUUAAAAUGAAAAAAAAUGUGUGAUCGUCUGAGAGCAAUUCGUUUUAUUUUCUAAUUCAUUCAAUGUAAAUUAAAUAUUUGCCGAUUUUAUACUCCUCGAUGGAGUAUACUAUAUUGUUUUUGUUUGAUCAAAAAUAUAAAAAAAAAAAUACAAAAAAAAAUAUCAAGACAAAGAUUUUGAGAAAAAAAAACAAGCUAAAUUGUAUUUGUUCAAUUAUUGCUACAAGAAAAGGAGGUUGUGUCGUUGAAGUAAUAUGAAUAAAAUAUAAUAAGAUAGCAAAAGAAGUCAUAAAAAUAAUUCUACAGAAUACAACUUUAAAAUUCUUUCUUUUCCAAAAUCUUUCAAAGCAAAAAAAAUACACAGAUAAAAAUUAGAAAGAUUUCUUUCGUUUGUUUUGUGCCAAAAAUGGCAGCAGAGUUUGAAUACAAAAAAAAAACAAUUAACUUUUAAUUACACCUACCUUUUUGCGUGGGUAAUUGGAAAUCGUGAGUUGUUGAAUUUUUGAAAUUAUUUGUCAUUCUCUUUUCUUCUCUUCGUUCCGUUUUUUUAUUAUUUUUUUUU
This is a messenger RNA of Lutzomyia longipalpis, 4921 nucleotides long. RefSeq names its product cAMP-specific 3',5'-cyclic phosphodiesterase (gene dnc). Bases 1850 to 3895 code for a protein of 681 amino acids. The record is from RefSeq and is a predicted model, not a curated record. Gene Ontology annotation, biological process: signal transduction. Gene Ontology annotation, molecular function: 3',5'-cyclic-AMP phosphodiesterase activity. Gene Ontology annotation, cellular component: cytosol; nucleus; perinuclear region of cytoplasm. Lineage: Eukaryota; Metazoa; Arthropoda; Insecta; Diptera; Psychodidae. The transcript is spliced from 11 exons.